This is a messenger RNA of Geodia barretti, 741 nucleotides long. NCBI's taxonomy places the organism in Eukaryota, Metazoa, Porifera, Demospongiae, Tetractinellida, Geodiidae. The record is from the annotation of a GenBank genome assembly.
AUGCACAUCAAGACGCGCCAAAGUGGACUGCAACCUUGUGAGGCCGUUCUUGUGGCCUCCGUUCGGGCGCUCAAGUGGCAUGGCGGGGCCAACCGGCGUGAUCUGGCCACACCCAACCCGGAGGCGGUAACCGCCGGCGGUUCCAAUCUCGCCCACCACAUUGACAUCGUGCGUGGGUUUGGACUCCCUUGCGUGGUGGCUAUUAACCGGUUUGGGACUGACAGCCCUGAGGAACUGGAUGCCGUCCGCACCAUUGCCAUGGAGGCCGGCGCAGAUGCGGCGGUGGAAGCCGACGGAUUCGCCCGUGGUGGCGAAGGAAUGACAGACCUGGCGGAAGCCGUAGUCAAGGCUGCCGAGAGCACGCCCGAUGUCACCUACGCCUAUCCGCUGGAAGCCCCGGUGGAAGACAAGGUGCUGUCGCUGGCCCAGCGGGUUUACCAUGCGGACAGCGUCAGUUGGUCGGCGGAAGCCCGGCGCCGCCUGCGCCAGUUCGAAGCCCAGGGCUGGGGCAAUCUGCCCAUCUGCAUGGCCAAGACCCACCUUUCCACGUCCCACGACCCCACAUUGCGGGGCAGCCCAUCCGGUUAUACCUUCCCCAUAGCCGACAUCCGCGCUUCGGUGGCGCGGGCUUCCUCUACGCCCUGGCCGGCCGUAUUGAAACCCUGCCCGGCCUGCCCACUCGUCCAAGAGCCAUGGACAUGGACGUAUCGCCGGACGGCGAGGUUGUCGGCCUGUAAUUGA